AACAGUUGAGGAUCAAUCAUGGCCCAACCUUUCAAUCAUUAAUCUGUGCAGCCAAGCCAUUCUCAUGCCAAAGCUUGUUCUGGGGGUCGUUGAGAAGAAAGAAAAGAAAAAACAUUUGAAAACCUCCUUGGCCAAUCGCCAUGAGACUCUACCUUCUGUUGGUGGAGUGCUAUAAAGAUAACUGGGAGUAUACAGGUGGUGAGAAUUCCAGAGCAGAACCCAGACAGUGAAACCGUUCUGUGCGUGAAGUUGAGACAGUGAAGUGAAGAGAGUGAAGACACCUGUAGACUUGCUUGCAGAGGAAGGUAAAACAAGAAAAUGGCUGUGUUGGGACUAGAGAUCCUGGGGAUGAUCCUGGCUGUCCUGGGUUGGAUAUUGAGCAUCGUGUCCUGCGCCCUGCCCAUGUGGAGGGUAUCCGCUUUCAUUGGGGUCAACAUCAUCACGGCUCAGACCAUCUGGGAGGGUAUCUGGAUGACCUGUGUGGUCCAAAGUACGGGCCAGAUGCAGUGUAAGGUAUAUGACUCCAUGCUGGCCCUCAGCUCUGACCUGCAGGCAGCCCGAGCCCUCACAGUCAUCUCCAUAGUUGUGGGAAUCAUGGGGGUGCUGGUGGCCGUGGUGGGGGCUAAGUGUACCAACUGUGUGAAGGACGAGACGGCCAAGGCCCGGGUGAUGAUCGCAGCGGGGGUAGCCUUCAUUGUAGCAUCGUUGACGCAGCUGAUCCCGGUGUCCUGGUCAGCCAACACCAUCAUCAUGGAGUUCUAUAGUCCCAUCACUCCCGAGAGUGAACAAGACAGCUUAACUACCACCAUGUCUGCAGGGUUGGAGUUAGUGGGGAUCGCUCUAUGCGUAUUAGGAUGGAUCAUUGCCAUCGUGUCCUGCACCCUGCCCAUGUGGCGAGUAACAGCCUUCAUCGGCAGCAACAUCGUCACGGCUCAGAUCAUCUGGGAGGGCCUGUGGAUGACCUGUGUUGUCCAGAGCACAGGCCAGAUGCAGUGUAAGGUCUAUGACUCUAUGCUGGCCCUCUCCCAGGACCUCCAGGCCGCCAGGGCCCUCACGGUCAUCUCCAUCCUCCUGGCCAUACUGGCCGUGCUCAUCGCCAUCGCCGGGGCCAAGUGCACCAAUUGUAUCGAGGACGAGGCAUCCAAAGCCAAAGUCAUGAUCAUCUCUGGGGUGUUCUUCAUCGUGUCGGGAGUCAUGCAGCUGAUACCAGUGUCCUGGUCAGCCAACACUAUCAUCCGGGACUUCUACAACCCGCUGCUGACUGAUGCUCAGCGCAGGGAGUUAGGGGCAGCGCUCUACAUUGGCUGGGGGGCUUCAGCCCUCAUGAUCCUCGGGGGAAGCCUCCUCUGCUGUUCCUGUCCCCCUCGGGAGAAGAGGUACAACCCCUCACGGAUGGCAUACUCUGUCUCACGCUCUGCCCCAGGUGGGCCCGGGUUCGAGAGAAAAGACUAUGUGUGAUGGGACGAUGGAUGGGACAAGGACUAUUUAUGUAGCAACCAAAAACGUUAUUCUACACGUGUUUCUAAUGGGGCUUCAUGAAUCCCAAGGAGACUCCGCAAUGAAGGGAUGUGUUUGUUUUUGCUUAUUUCACCAUUGUUUUGUUGGAUUUGUCUACGUGUGUACAGUACUUGUCUCUGUAACAUCUACUCUGAAGGAAAAGCAUAGAAGUUCCAGGGCCGGAUUGUGUAAGAAAGAAGGAUCAUAUGCUUUCCAUUUGGGUUUAGUGAGAACAAAGGAAAUUAAAAAUAAGAUCAGUAGUUUCUACAUUUCUUAAUUUAAUUACAAGGUUUUAAGCGUUGGAUUAUUAGUGAGCCAUGCAUAUCCAUUGAAAAUAUAUCAAGCUCAUUUAAAAACAUUCACAAGCCUAAUUGAAUUAAUGACAUAGCGUUUGUACUUUUAUGAUUAUUCCUGUCUAAGAUGUUAGUCAGUGAGUCCAUUCAUAUUUUAAAUCACUAACAUUUCAUUAUUUCCGUAGCUUCAGGCAUCUACGCUACAUCAAAUGAUAUAGAAUGUAGAAUAUUCAAUCAUUAUCUUCUCAUUGACAUUUCUCUGUUAUUGCCUCAUAUAAAUGACGCAUUGCUUGGGUUUCAGAAACUAAGGAAGGCUGUUAAAAAUACUACAUUUGACUGAUACCUUAAUAAAAAGACAGAGGUGGAACAAAACAAAAAUUCACUGCAAGAAUACAGUGGAUUGAACAAAAUCAGUAUGUUCACAAAUACUUUUUUAAGGAACUGUGUUUAUUUUUUAUGUAGGAUUUGAAUUUUGUGUUGGAAUAUUUUUGCAUUUUGUUUUGUAAAAGACUUUGUGAAAGAGAUGCAUUUGUUUGAUGGUGAUGUUCUAUCAUCAGUGUUAAGGGUGUGAUUGUGUGAUGUAAUCAUCUGUUUGGAUGCCAGGAAGAGUAACGACUGCCUUGGCAGCAGCUAAUGGGGAUCCUAAUAAGAUACGAAAUACUACUAACAUACAGAGUACUGUAACUGUACUGAAUGCUGUCACCUACACUCCAGAUAGAUGACAGAUGAAUUCAACACAGUGUGGAUAGUGGUGCACAGAGGGAAGGGAGAACAGGUUGGGAGCAGACGAACUGAAGGCCUCAGUGUUUUAGGGCAAUGAGGAGAAAUGGGGGCAUUGUGCACCUGUGUCCAGCCAGAACAGUGCUACAGUGUGUGUUAGUCCUGCAGUGUUAACUGCACAUCACCUGCUUUUUAAUAAAGACAGUUAUUUUAUGAA
Molecule: messenger RNA, 2727 nt
Organism: Oncorhynchus masou masou (cherry salmon)
Lineage: Eukaryota; Metazoa; Chordata; Actinopteri; Salmoniformes; Salmonidae
Product: claudin-3-like
Exons: 3
Coding region: 319-1458 (379 amino acids)
Biological process (GO): bicellular tight junction assembly; cell adhesion
Cellular component (GO): bicellular tight junction; plasma membrane
Molecular function (GO): structural molecule activity
Source: RefSeq, a predicted model, not a curated record